AAUUCAUAUUAGGUUACAAUGUCGGUAAUUAAUAGGAAACAAUACAGUUAACAGAAUUUCAAAUUAAUGAAGAAAAUAGUAUCUCAAACCAAAAUUACCGAAGAUACAGAAAAUACUGAAAUAACUGCGAAGAAAAAAUGUCUCGAACGAGGAUUUACAGAGGGCGAUCUCUGUCCAUUCAAACUAAAGUGGUCCUUCGGAUUAAAUCCGGAAGUACCGAUCAUAAAUCUAACUACUACAAACCGUACGUUAUUGGCAUACGCCUGUUCGCAUAUAGCGAUAAUUUACGACUACGAUUUAAAGAAAAUGUUACCACUCCUAAGUCACCGAAAUCCUAUUAAAAUGUUGUCAACCUCGCGUGAUGGCAAGUGGUUACUAACAGCGGAUUCUGGAAAGGACAGUGUAGUAGUGAUUUGGGAUACAGAACAGGGGGUUUCCGUUUGCACUUUAUUUAAUCCACAUAAUAGUGAAGAUAUCACAGUUGCUGCUAUUAGUCCUAAUGCUAAACAAAUAGUCACCGUUGGCGGUGGAAAAUGUCAGAAUGUGCAUUUCUGGUUAUGGACUUAUAGAAGAGACAAACCAGAUGCAUCGACUUCGUUAAUCAACAUUGCUGAACGUGUCAAGGGAAUAACUUUCAACGACAAAUGUCCGGAACAAUUUGCAUUGACGACCGAUUAUCACGUUUUAUUUCUAACUUGGAAUGGUCACGUUUUGAGUUAUGAUUGUCCCAAAGUUAUGGCAAAAGUUCAACGUAUUGGUGUCUUUAAUGCAUCAUGCUACGUUCCAGAAGUACAACAAGCAUUUACAGCAAGUACAAAUGGCUACGUUUUAGUAUGGGACAAUGUUUCCUGCAAAGACAAACACGCUUCUGAUGAUACUAAUUAUAAGAAGAAAAAACACAGAAAGACUCUUAACUUACAGAAAAGCAGUAUUACUGUUAUUAUUGAUAACGAAGGUGUGCUUGUUACGGGAAAUUCAAAUGGUCGUGUUACUUUCUAUGAUUAUCAAUUGAGAUUUUUGUAUUGGUGUGAAAGUUACCAUCUUGAUUCCAUUCGGUGGCUAAGCUUCCAUCUUGAAUCUGAUUUGUUAGCUCCGUUAUUUGUAACUAAAAGGAGACAUUUGCCCAGCAAAACGCAAAUAGAUUCAAAACUCAUUGUAAAUGCAGAAGCUAUUUCACAAGAUGACAAGAGUGAUAAGACCGCCGAGACUAUCAAAACAACAUUGAAUCCUUUGUUACCGAGUGUUACUCUACAGUGUUCUCCAUUUAAUAUCCGAAAUUUUCUUGUGUGCUCUUCUGCGGGAAUAGUAGCAUUAAUGAAAAUUCCAAUGCAGAAAUGUUACUUUGUGUUUCAUCACCCGGUUGCAAUCGUAACUAGUAUGGAUAGUCAUCCAGAAAGAAGUUAUAUGGUUGUGGGCGACGCUCAGGGAACCAUACAUUUAUAUAAUCAUGAAAAAUGCAUUCUGCUAACAUCCAAGAGCACGCCACCUCUUCCAAACUAUCGACCGAUUCUCGAAAAACAGAAGAUUGAGGAAAACAUUAUUUAUGUCACCUGUCCGCAAAGCCACAAAACCCUGAAGGCCGUUACGACUCUGAAAUUCUCACCAAGAUGCGAUAUGUUAGUGUGUGGUUUGGAGAACGGGGCGAUCUGGAUUCUACAUCAUAUCACCUUAGAUCCUAUAGAUGAAAUACCAUAUAAGCACUCUUCGACAGCCAUUAAUAAAAUUAUUUUCACACGGUGUGCCGAAUACAUGGCUUAUACAGAUAACGCGUUGACUGUAGUAGUAUUUAAGAGAAAUCAUACGACCAUCGCUUCAAAAUAUAAUAUGUGGAACUUGAUCGGAAAAUAUCACUCGCAUUAUUUACCUAUCAGAGAUAUACUUUUCGGCCCGGCCACAUCCGAUUCCGAUGUACCGCGGUUUUUCUCUUUGGGAGAAGAUCGAGAGCUCGUCGAAUACGAUCUCGCGCACAGCGGGCCAUAUCCAGUGCCAGGACUUAAAAUCUUGCGUAUCGAUCAGAUCGAACAAAGUGCCGUUCCUCUUUGCCUCGCGUGGUACCCUGUGUCCGGCAUUGAAAAAUUUCUCAUGAUCUCAAACUCUGAAUACAAAUAUAAGAUCUUCAAUGAUGCUACCAAGACAAUUUGCGGUACUUACUUAGGACCCACGUUCGAAAAGCCAGUAAAAUAUAUUCAAAUCUUAACCGAUAAAGUUGUUGACCAUGGCUAUAUGGUAUAUGCGACCGAUAGAGAAAUUGGUCUUCAGUUAAUGCCUCUUGAUGGUAAUCCAUACAAGAUUGUCGGCAUAACAGGCCAUCCUCAAAAAAUAAUAGGUAUCUCUGUCAGCCACAAUAAAGAAAUACUUUUUACCGCAGGUUACAAUGAUCCAUGUGUGUUAAUGUGGAAAAUCCAACUGAAAUCUGUUGACAAAAUGGCACGAUUAGGCGGAGCAGGAUUGUCGCCGUUUUAUUGCCUCAUCAAAGGUGGGAAAAAAGGAUGGUUAGCAAAUGAGAUGAAGGCUCAGUUCUAUUAUGCGCAGAUAUUACAUCAAGGCGAGAAUACGACCGAUGUUAGAAUCAUCUCCGACACUGUGGAUCUCGAGCAAAUUUCAAAUCUUAUGCGAGCUAUUGGAUAUUUUCCGACCAACAAAGAAGUAGAGAAUAUUAUGACAGAAGUAUGGUACAAACAAUACGUUGAAACCGGUAAACUUAUUGAAAAGAUCACUUUUGAAGAAUUUGUACGACUGUAUGUGAAUCAUCGACCGGUGUUUGGAAUUGGUAUGCGUCACAUAAAGGAAGCUUUUCGUACGUUCAUCGAAGAAAAUGCCGACAGUAUGAAAAAUCCUACUUUAACGCGAGAGCAGCUUGUGGAUAUUUUAGGAGGAACGAUAUCGAAAACUUUACUGGAAGAGGAUAAACCUAUUGGUGAAAUGUUGACUUUGCAAGAAGCAUAUACAUAUCUCAAGACACUCAUGUUCCCCAAAGAGGAAAUGGUUGAGACUCAACCAAGUCUAUCUCAAAGAUUCAUAUCCUUCAAUUUCCGUUUCCUUCCGGCGAGGAUAUCUUACAAAGAUUUUAUCAUGGACAUCGUGGGUGUUGAAUCGUUGGAGGAAACUAUGGCUGACAAUUGAAAAAAUCAGCACAACGGUUACUUGAAGUAUUCUAAAAGGAAAUUUUUUACAACUAUGUACCGCUGUGACAAGGUCCGUUAAAAAGAUAUUGAUAAACCAAAGACAAAAACUGCGCGCGCGACUAUUUCAUUCUUUUAAAAUUAAAAUUAAGAUUAAGAGAGGCGCUAGAAGAAAACGCUGGCAAAAUCGUAGCCGGCAUUUGUUCGUCGUUUGCUUCUUCGGUUCGCAUAAAAAUAUACAGCACACGAAACUCGAGAAAUAAUGUAAAAGAGCAUGACAUAGAUUCGUUUCCUCGUACUUGCUGUAAUACUGUUUAGCAAAAUUUUCAAUAAACAUUUUGUAAUUUAUCAUUAUUUCUAAUAUUACAGUACUUACGAUUGCGCAUCGUUAUUUUAUCAAUCAAGUUUAUAGCCAAAAAACGUCUAUCUACUACUCACCAAUAUUCGUAAAUCCGUACAAUAAAAUUAAUACACAGACAAUUACCAUAGACCGGCUUUUUUUACGUGGUAGAAUUGUCAGCGGAAGAGAUAUUUUGACUGUUGAAAGAAUAAGAUUUUAUUCCAAGACAAUACCUAUAUGAUAGACUAGAAGCAAGGAAAGAUUCGCCUUCUGAGAAGUAAAGGGUGCGUUAAUUUUGGGACACCCUUUACAUUGCUUUAAGGAAGCGCUAUACAACAAUAUUCGCUAUACCGCACCGUCAUCAUUAAAGAAACCAAUCGAUGGCGCUUAGCGAUAUAUAGCGAUUAAAAAAUUUAGAGUAGUUUGAUAUCAAUAAAAAAAGAAGGCAAUCAUAAUUUCCGUACCCGCGGUUUUAGAAAAAUUAAAAAAACUGUGAUACCACCAGAAAUACUAAUCUCGAAUCGAAUUGCAAUCAGGCGAUUCAAGUGAAGAUCCUAAGAUUCGUGAGACGCAACCCUGCCACAUUAUUAGGCUCGCAUACGAUUUCGCAUCGUUACCUAUACUAUCAUCAACAAGGUACCAUUAAACACCGACUUAUAGAAAUUUGCAUUUUC
Messenger RNA from Trachymyrmex septentrionalis, 4136 nucleotides. RefSeq names its product WD repeat-containing protein 66-like. Gene Ontology annotation, cellular component: motile cilium. Bases 67 to 3123 code for a protein of 1018 amino acids. The record is from RefSeq and is a predicted model, not a curated record. Gene Ontology annotation, molecular function: protein binding. NCBI's taxonomy places the organism in Eukaryota, Metazoa, Arthropoda, Insecta, Hymenoptera, Formicidae. The transcript has 22 exons.